This is a messenger RNA of Danio rerio (zebrafish), 2639 nucleotides long. RefSeq names its product WD repeat domain 89 (gene wdr89). The record is from RefSeq and is marked validated. Lineage: Eukaryota; Metazoa; Chordata; Actinopteri; Cypriniformes; Danionidae.
GUUGAUGAGGUGACACUGCGACGAAAAAGCGAUCACAUGUGUUAGGUGAAUCAGCGACAGCCAUGGAUGCUCUUGAGGACACCUUCAGGACCCUCGCCAUCGCCAGAAGACUGCAGCCUAGCGAGGCCACAUAUAUUCUGGACGUUUCUCUUGCAGCAUCAGAUGUUCUGGCCGUGUGCUGCUCCAAUCACUCUGUGCAUCUCCACAACAGAGAGACGCUCCAUCAGGUGGGUCAGUUUCAAGGCCACACGGCUCCUGUCUGUGGGGUUCGUUUCUCUCAUAUGUCCCCUCACCUGCUGUUCUCUGGCUCUGCCGAUGGGACGAUACGGUCUUGGGACAUCCGGCGACCUGAUUCUGACUCUGUUCAGGUUUUCCGCAGUGAUCCAACACAUUCGUACUGCUCGUUUGAUGUAAGCUGUACUGAUCGUGUGCUGUGCGCUGGCACCGAGCAGGUGGAGGAGGACAGUUUUUUAGUGUUCUGGGAUGCCCGUAUGGUACAGGACAGAGGCCCGCUGGGCGUUUAUUCAGAGUCGCACAGUGAUGAUGUUACCGCGGUGAAGUUUCACCCUCAGCAGGCUGACCGGUUGGCUUCUGGAGGCACAGAUGGGCUGGUGAAUGUGUUUGAUCUGAGUCUGGGAGGAGAGGACGAUGCUCUUGUCACCACCUGUAACUGCAACUCCUCUGCAAGCUCCCUCUGCUGGACGGGCAAAGAUCUGGACCGGCUGCUUUGUCUGACUCAUGAUGAGGGGCUUCACCUGUGGGACGUGGCCCGUCCAGACAGCGACGACACUUUGACCCUUCUGAGUUCUGCUGACGCUCGACCGCUUGUCCAGCUCCCCGACGGAGUUUCGCUCGAGUACUUUAUUGGGGGUACAUGGCUACCAGAUGAGGAGCGGACUCUUUUAGUGGGUGGGAGUAAUCAAGGAGAGCUCCACCUCCUGGACUGCAGUGGGAGUGGCUUAAGGCUUAUCAAAUCCCUGAAAGGCGGGCAUUCGGCUACAGUGCGAUGCUUCCAGUGGGAUGCGAUUGGUCGAUCUCUGGUGACGGGCGGGGAGGAUGGCCAGUUGUUGCAGUGGAAGGCGGGAGCAGAGGAAAUCAGUGUGGGGAAGAAAGAGUCUCUUAAAAGCAUCUCCUCAAUGCAGCUCAAAACUAAAGCUCACAGAAAACAAACUACAAAGACGGACUGGUCAAAAGUUGCAUGAUCGUGUUGUGUAUAUCUGUAGGAGAAACUCAAAGAGACAGUUGAAAAUGAAAUGGAUAACAGAGAAACUGAUUCCUGCUUUCACAAAUGAGCACAACAGUCAGUCUGGGCAAGAAACUACACAUUAUUUUUGAAUAAUAUUAUCUAUUGCAGAGACUGUAAUAAUAAUAAUAAAUUCAUGUGUAGCCUGAGGGCGAGUAAAAUGAUAGCCAAUUAUUAUUUUUUUUUAUCUCAAAUAUCUCUUUAAAGAAUUUAUAUAUAUAUAUAUAUAUAUAUAUAUAUAUAUAUAUAUUGGAGCAUAGGGCUGGGCAAUAAUGCAAAAAGAAAAUCACAAUAUCAUGUUUUAUAUCAUUCAAUAUCAAUAAUUUUUGAAUAUUUUUAACAAUACAUUUAGGAUUUUUUUGUUAUUUAACCACAUUAUUGUAAUUUACCUAAAGCAAAUAGUUCUAGUAGUCAAAAACAAAAAUAUUUUAAUAGAAUAUCUGAUCAAUUUCUAAUAAAAUAAACAUAAGUGUUAAAGAAACUCUUAAACUUAAUAAAUCAAAUGUUAUAAAGUGUGUGCAAUGGUUAAGCGUAAAUACUGAACAAUCUUUAAACUUUAGGGUAGAUCAACAUCUGUAAGGUGUCAAUAAUAAUGAUACAGUAAACCUCAAACUCCGUAAACAAAACAAAUUAUGAGAAUCAAAUCAUGAGCUUUCAAGUAAUGGAAUCAGCCAUCAUUAUUCAAAUACAUACUGCAACAUUACAAAUUGUGAAGUUGAAUGACUGCAUUUAUGCAGAGCAGAAAAUUCUAAUAUUCUGAAAGCUAUAAUAAAUAAUAUUGUGUUUUGGUGUUUUGAGUUGAAACUUUAAACACAUUCUUACACAUUAAUUCUGGUGACGCAAAAGACUUGCUUUAAAUCUUGAAAAAGGGUUAAAAAAGGUGCCCUUUAAGUUAUUUAUACACUAUGAUGUUUUUUGAAUAUAUGUUUUUGAUCUUGAAUUUGGUCUUAAUAAUCAUACUUUUUUAAAGUGUCAUUAGUAAUUCUUGGAUAAGUACUGUCUGUGCUUUGAAAUGCAAAUGUGGGGUUCAAACAGGCACCGUUUGUCUCUUGAGAUUUAAGAGCUCCCUCUUGUCAUUUACUUUGAGAGUGUAUUUUACUAUCUUCAGUGUUUGAUUCUCAGUGGAAACAGAUGAGGAGUGUCCAGAUGUAAUGUAAAGCCUGGUAAAGUUCAAUAUGCUGAACGUGCCACAACAGAACAGACUUUCCAGUAAGCGGAAGCAGCCUCACCCUCAAUAAUACUCGAGAAUGCUGCAGAACGUGAUGUGAAUUCGUUAUUUGGCAUGUAGCACAGGAAGUGACAGCUGAGAGAAAUUGACAAACUGUUUUUGCUUGUUGUUUGUGGAUCCUCUGUGUGUUGUAAACGCCCUUAAAUAAAUGAAAGAGUUUUAAGACAC